CUCGCGUGUGCCCCGCAAGCAUCCCGAGGCCCUCCUGGAGUCCCCGCAGCACACGUGGGACCGCUGAUUUAGAGAACUGUCCGCAGCCGAGGGACGCGCCUGCUCCGCGCCCCGGGCUCCCAGGGCGCGGCGAGAGGAGAGCGCGAGGCCUGCGCCGGCGCGCCUCUGAGCUGAGGCUGAGGCGGCAAGGGCGGGCCAGGCAGGGGAUCCGCGGCCGGAGACGCGCGCCUCGGAGGGCGAGCCCUAGGCGCCGGGGCCGGGUGGGGGGUCCCGCGCUCUGUCUCCCUCGGGUGUGGGGCGGGCGGGGUGGUUUUCCUGUCUUCUCGCCUCAGGCCGCAGCACGCGGCGCGCGAGCCCUCAGCUCCGCCGUCGGGGGCCCCCGGGGGCCGCGCCGACGCCUCGCCAGCGGACGGCCGCGGAGCCCCUCGGCCUGAACUUCUUGCCGGUGCGGAGAAACGGCAGGGCUGGGCGGCACGGCUGAAGGAGGCGGGCCUGCAAGCGCGGCAGGCCGCUCCGACGCCGAGCAGCCGCUCCUCGGCCGCGGCCCCGACCCCGGCCCGGCGGGGAAGGCGCGCGCCCGGCCUCCAGGACUGUUGGGCCCCGGCGCCCGCCGUAGACCUCGUGACAGGCGUCGCCCGGCAGCCGGCGACGCGCCGCUCGGCCCGCGCCCUGCGCUCGCCAUGUCGGCGCUGGACGCGCUGUGGGAGGACCGGGACGUCCGCUUCGACGUGUCCUCGCAACAAAUGAAAACAAGACCUGGAGAAAUCCUUAUUGAUUGUUUAGAUUCAAUUGAAGACACCAAAGGAAAUAAUGGGGAUAGAGGUAGACUCUUAGUAACAAAUUUAAGAAUUAUCUGGCACUCUUUGGCAUUACCCAGAGUCAAUCUUUCUAUCGGUUACAACUGCAUAUUGAAUAUUACAACAAGGACUGCUAAUUCUAAAUUACGAGGCCAAACCGAAGCUCUUUAUAUACUAACAAAAUGUAACAGUACUCGUUUUGAGUUUAUAUUUACCAAUUUGGUUCCUGGAAGUCCUAGACUUUUUACUUCUGUGAUUGCAGUACACAGAGCAUAUGAAACUUCUAAAAUGUAUCGUGAUUUUAAAUUGAGAAGUGCACUAAUUCAAAAUAAGCAACUAAGAUUAUUACCACGAGAACAUGUAUAUGAUAAAAUCAAUGGAGUAUGGAAUUUAUCCAGUGAUCAGGGAAAUUUAGGAACCUUUUUUAUUACCAAUGUGAGAAUUGUGUGGCAUGCAAAUAUGAAUGACAGCUUCAACGUCAGUAUACCAUACCUGCAAAUUCGGUCAAUAAAGAUUAGAGAUUCAAAAUUUGGUUUAGCUCUUGUCAUAGAAAGCUCUCAGCAGAGUGGAGGAUAUGUUCUUGGCUUUAAAAUAGAUCCUGUGGAAAAACUACAAGAGUCAGUUAAGGAAAUCAAUUCACUUCACAAAGUCUAUUCUGCCAGUCCUAUAUUUGGAGUGGAUUAUGAGAUGGAAGAAAAGCCACAGCCCCUUGAAGCUCUGACAGUCGAACAAAUUCAAGAUGAUGUAGAAAUAGACUCUGGCGAUCACGCAGACGCUUUUGUGGCUUACUUUGCGGAUGGCAAUAAGCAACAAGAUCGUGAACCUGUGUUUUCAGAAGAACUGGGGCUUGCAAUAGAGAAAUUGAAGGAUGGAUUCACCCUGCAGGGACUUUGGGAAGUAAUGAGUUGAUCUUGAGUUGAGCUGGAUUUCUAUUUAAAGAUAUUUCAAGAUUAAAGAUACUAGUCGCCUGCUAUAAGGCAUGGAAUAGUUUUUACAUUUUCAGAAAAAGCUUUUGAGAGAGUUUUUUAAUGAUUAAGGGAAAACUCAUUUAUCUAAGAUUUUACUGCCAGUUUUCUAAAAAUUAUAUUUGAAAUUGUAAUCGAAAUGUAUCUGGUGUGUUGUAAAUAUGUUUAUUUUGUACCUAAAACUUAUAAAUUAUUAGUCUGUGGAUAUUAAAAGACUGUAUCAUGUUGAGUUUAAUAAAGAAUUUAUGCGGUACCAUUAAAUGUUUUGAAAGUUAUUUAAAAGCAUAAGACUAUUCUUAUGGAGUAAUCAAAAUACUGCUUUUUUAAUUAUAAAUUAUUAAAAAUCUGGUUUAAAUAUAUUUAUCACAUAGCUCGAAACGUAAGCCAACUCGAAUAUAAAUUACAAACAAAUUUGUCAUUUUUAGGUAAUCAUUUAUGUAAAAACUAAAAAUUAUAGCUAACUUUGGAGGAUAUCAACCCCUAUGUAAAGUUUGGGGCACUAUUUUGUAAAUAAUUUCAAUAUCGUUUUGACAAGAAUACAUUUAUUUUGUAAGGAAAUAGUUUUAAUUAGUUUGUAAAUAAAUAGUUCAUUUAUUGACGUUC
Molecule: messenger RNA, 2365 nt
Organism: Hippopotamus amphibius kiboko
Lineage: Eukaryota; Metazoa; Chordata; Mammalia; Artiodactyla; Hippopotamidae
Gene: BBS5
Product: Bardet-Biedl syndrome 5
Exons: 12
Coding region: 681-1706 (341 amino acids)
Biological process (GO): intracellular transport; cilium assembly
Cellular component (GO): BBSome; ciliary basal body
Molecular function (GO): phosphatidylinositol-3-phosphate binding
Source: RefSeq, a predicted model, not a curated record